Molecule: messenger RNA, 1201 nt
Organism: Bombina bombina (fire-bellied toad)
Lineage: Eukaryota; Metazoa; Chordata; Amphibia; Anura; Bombinatoridae
Gene: TSR1
Product: TSR1 ribosome maturation factor
Biological process (GO): endonucleolytic cleavage of tricistronic rRNA transcript (SSU-rRNA, 5.8S rRNA, LSU-rRNA); maturation of SSU-rRNA from tricistronic rRNA transcript (SSU-rRNA, 5.8S rRNA, LSU-rRNA); ribosome biogenesis
Cellular component (GO): preribosome, small subunit precursor
Molecular function (GO): GTP binding; U3 snoRNA binding; GTPase activity
Source: RefSeq, a predicted model, not a curated record
AUGUCUGUAGUGAACAUGCUGGUGAGACGUUAUGCUGGAAAUAGUGAACCAGUCAAAGCCAAAGAGGAGCUGAUAUUUCAUUGCGGUUUCAGGCGUUUCAGGGCAUCUCCUCUGUACUCUCAGCACACAUCUGCUGAUAAACACAAAUCAGAGCGUUUCCUGAGUGCUGACACUUCUGUAAUUGUCACUGUGUACGCACCCAUAACUUUCCCUCCGGCAUCAGUGCUAAUGUUCAAGCAGAGGAGUAAUGGGAUGCAUGAUCUGGUAGCCACCGGUUCCUUGAUGAGCAUCGAUCCAGACAGAAUAAUCAUCAAAAGAAUUGUAUUGAGUGGUCAUCCAUUUAAAAUCCUCAAACGGACGGCUGUGGUGCGCUAUAUGUUCUUCAACAGAGAGGAUAUAUUGUGGUUUAAGCCAGUAGAACUGCGCACAAAGUGGGGCCGCAGAGGACAUAUUAAAGAACCGCUGGGAACCCAUGGACAUAUGAAAUGUUUUUUUGACAAUCAGCUGAAGUCGCAGGAUACAGUACUAAUGAAUCUUUAUAAGCGUGUGUAUCCCAGAUGGAACUACGACCCAUACGUGCCACCACCUGUGACCUGGGUAAAGAAUGAGAACACAAUAGAUCCAGCAGAAGUGGAAAUGGAUUAAGCUCAAGAACAUCACGACUGCCAGAUCACGUUCUAAAUACUUUGCUGUGCCUUAUAAGAUACAUAUCUGGAAUUUGUAGUUCUCAUUUGCAGACAUUUUAAAUUAUGUUUGGGGUCGUUGGUAACUACUGCCAGAAAGUGAGAGAAAAAUCCUUGCAAAUUCUACAGGCUACAAGUACAUUAUGUAUCCACACUGGAUGUAAGCUGAAUAAAAAUGGUACAAGUAGCGUACAACUAAGAAGAUAUUUAUGCUACAAUCAAAGUUUACUAUAGUAUGGAACAGCAUUGUAAAAAUAUGUUGAUAACUUGUAUAGGACUAAAUUAUCUACACCACACAGUAACUGAAAGAAUAACAUAUAUAUAUUUUACAGUUUGUUGAAACGUGCUUUUCUCAUACGGUUAUAUCAUAUAAAUUCUGGAGCAAAUACAUUGUGUAUGAGAAACAUAAGCCACUGACAUGCUUAUUAUAGUGCGUGACAACUGAUAACAUCUAAAUUGAUAGGCACAGAGAUUUUUAUGUUGUGCUUACCAGUAAUAAAAUAAGCUUCAGAAGAUGA